AUGGAAAACCAAUGGGAAACUUUCCUAGAUCUCCAGAAUGGAAAUGAAUUUCAAAAGUUAAACCACACUCUUAUUUUCUGCUCUCCAAACAAAAAGUCGUUAUCAAAAAUAAAGAAAUUACUUUUCGAAAAGGAUGGUGGGGUAAACGAUGACUUUGAGCUGAUAACCUUCUUCAAUGUUAGUUUAAAAUCGAUCAUGUCUAAUAAAUCGGGUUCUUUGGAUGUUUAUAUGCUAUAUACUCCCACAGAUCUUGAAACAAUUGACCUGAUGAAUACCUUUACUAAAGGAAUUUGCUCUACUUCAAGAAAGCUUAUUCAUUGGAUUUUUGUUCUCGAUUGGGAAGUUCCAAAUCAAAAAUCAUGGCUACGAUAUCUCAUCAACUCCUUUACAACUUUGCAGAAGUUAGAGACAGAACACAGCAAGACUGAUCGAGCCGUUUGGUGUAUAAAUUCUGAAUUUAUUAGGACUUUGUUCAGAAGUACGACUUUAUGGCACAGUCAUCAUGUAGACUUUAUUCAGCAAACAUUAAGAUCGUUCUGCAUCCGCAAGCAUUCCUCCUUGGCAUAUAUAGAUAACAACUCCAAAAAGUUUUCCAUAAAAGCAAUUCUAAAAGAUAUACUACAAGAUGAUGACAUUUCGCCAGUAGAGAUGGUGGAUCAAACGAAUAUACUAAUACCAUUUGGAGCAGACUCAGAUUCCUUAAUAAAAACACUAGAUGACGCUUUUGAUCCCACUAGUAUCCUGGAAUCCGAAUUUAUCAGUAAUUUUGAAACAACGAUACCCGCGUACCCAAGGUCCAGAUUGCAAGACAACUCACAGGAUGCCAAUAAUGAUGAGUCAAGCUUCUAUAGUAUUGAUCUACAGGAACGUUUAUCUAAAAUAUAUCAAGCGUAUAAAACUUGA
Molecule: messenger RNA, 903 nt
Organism: Naumovozyma castellii
Lineage: Eukaryota; Fungi; Ascomycota; Saccharomycetes; Saccharomycetales; Saccharomycetaceae
Gene: DYN3
Product: dynein light intermediate chain
Exons: 1
Coding region: 1-903 (300 amino acids)
Source: RefSeq, a predicted model, not a curated record